ACGUAAUAAAUCGCAAAACGUCAAAGCAACAAAAUUACAGCAGCAGGAUUAUCGUUUUAGGCCCAGCGAGCGAUUCGAUUCUGUAAAAUACGAAUUAAAUAACAGAAAAUCUACGACUAAACAGGUUAACCACCUCCAGAACCAUGGCCGCACAAGUGACCAUUGAUCAGCUUGAUAAGGAUCAGAUCAAGUCGUUCUCCGAUUUCCUGCUGUCGUACAAUAAACUGUCGGAACUGUGCUUUAUCGAUUGCGUGAAUGAAUUUACCGGCCGAAGCGUUUCCGACAAGGAGGACAAAUGCUCGCUGAACUGUAUGGAAAAGUUCCUGAAGAUGAACCAGCGGGUGUCGCAACGAUUCCAGGAGUUCCAAAUGUUGGCCAACGAGAAUGCUUUGGCCGCAGCUCAGAAGCUGGGCGGUGGUAAAUGAGAAUACUAGCUUUUUAACAGUGAAUUAGUUGUGUACAAAUGGAACAGUUUUGUUUUAAGCAUUAAAUUUAUUUUAUUUCAGCCAAUGGUAAUAAACAUGAUUUAUAAUGGUUAAUAA
Molecule: messenger RNA, 542 nt
Organism: Aedes aegypti (yellow fever mosquito)
Lineage: Eukaryota; Metazoa; Arthropoda; Insecta; Diptera; Culicidae
Gene: Tim9a
Product: mitochondrial import inner membrane translocase subunit Tim9
Exons: 2
Coding region: 144-425 (93 amino acids)
Source: RefSeq, a predicted model, not a curated record